AUUACCUCCCCUGAUCAUGCUUUAUCCAGAAUUUUCGCUACUUAAACUUAAUUUCAGUAGCAACACAAUUAAUUAUAAACAUACUAAUAAAACAGAAUAAGGUAUAACUCAUAUUCAAAAUGACAUCAGAGCCAGUUUUGUGCUAUAAUAAAGGAUGUGGGAAAAAGUUUACAUUUGAGGAGAAUUCAGAGAGUAAGUAAUGAAAGUAAUGAAAUUGGGCACUAUUUUAACUAUUUACCAGAUCAGUAUCUCUCCCGGCUCUGGCCUCAAGUUCAAGGCUCAAGCCCUCAGCUACUCGCCAGUGAAAUAACACUAAUAUGUCCGAGUUUAAUCCUGUAGUCUUAAUAGCAGUUGAGUAACACUAGCUUAGUGGGCUAAUGCAUAGAGAUGUCGCCAUGACUUCAUUUGCGUGUUUAUUAAAGUUAAAUGAGGGGAGAGACUGCAAUCAGGUUAGCACAAUGUGACAAUAAUGGACCCAUGUUCUGGAACCAGCUCCCCUGCCAUAUCCAAUAUCCGUCAUUGUGAAACCUCGUCCACUUUCAAAAAGUCCCUUAAAACCCAUCUGUUUAGGUCCGCCUAUGACCUGUGAUGCACUCUCCUUUCCCUGCAUCAUUUUCUGUCUCAGGUUGAUCCUGUAGUAUAGGCCAAAACGUGCCAAAGUGUCCUCGUUUUAUAUUUAUAUAGCCAUUUUAAUUGUUUCUAUAGUAUAGUAGUUACUAUCCUAGUGUCUCAUUUUUAUUUUACUUAGUUUACAUGUUUUUAAUAAUUGUAAAGCGCUUAGAGCUUUAAGGUAAGCGCUAUAGGCUAUAUAAAAAUGCCUAAAUAAAUAAAUAAAAAAGUGUUUUUUCUGUUGUUUUGUUCACUGAUGAAUUGACACAUUUGUUGGUUUGUUUUAUAUUUAUUAAAGUUGCAGUCUGCAGGGAAUUAAGGUUCAGGAUACAGGAUAGGUUUAGGGAUACAUUUUUUAAGGUUCAGUUUUGGUUUAGGGAUACAUUUAAAUUUAGGGUUCAGGUUAGGUGUAGAGUUUAGGAAUAAAUUUAGUUAGGUUUAGUGACAGAAUUAACUGGUCGUGUCAACCAAGGUGGCAGCCAUGUGGCGACAUCUGUAUAAUCACUCUAUACAUUUACCGCUUAGACUUUGUGACUUAGCCUUAGCAAUGAGCUGUUGUAGUCUUGCUUUUUUUCUUUAUUAUAUCAUAUUCUAAUUACUAGCAGUAUCAGAUGCCGGUGAGAAGUGGCAAUGUUAAUGGCAAGCCAAUGUGUUGCUAAUGCUAGCCUAUAAUUUUUGUUUUUGAUUUGGGGGCCAUCAAUAUAUUUAAAUAUUAAUAAAUAACGGCCCGUCAAGCUAUUUUGGCAGACUUUGGGUCCCUGUACUCAUACUGCCAAAUUUAAAGCUAUUGUUUCACUCCUGGUCAUAAAGUAUGAUAGUAAUUGAUUGUAAAGCCCAGGCCAAAUUCUUAUUGAUUUUGCUAGCCAAUUUAUUAGUGUAAAAAAAAUAGUUAUUAAUUAAUUUCAGGCAUAAGCUUUUUUUCUUUCAAUGCAAUUGACAAUAUCUCAUUAUUAGGGAUUUCAGUAUGGCUCGUGGAAACCAGGAAAUUCUGUUUUUACUGAUGAAUGCUUCUUGCAACGCGUUCAUUGUUUUUUUUUUUUGCGUUCUUUUUUAAGUUUUUCCCAUACUCUUUGUUUUGCUCAUUUCUAUUUUUCUAACUUGAUUGCAGUCUCUCCCCAUUAUUACCAUAAAUGAAAUUACACAAGAUAUUACUAAAGAACAAUCCUUAUCACCUCUAGCAAAUAACCCGUAAUUAUAUUAGCAUAGGCUAACAAUAAAAACUUAGUUUGCCACUGUUGAUCUCAAUUUUUUAGUGUUCAAAAUACUUGUUUUAAUUAAAAAAUUACUCAUUUUUAAGUGAAGAAUAAAAAUGUAUUAAGUAAUUGAUAUUAUUAAUUGUCUCAGCUGCCUGUAUCCAUCAUCCUGGAGGCCCUAUAUUCCAUGAUGCCCUAAAAGGAUGGUCCUGCUGCAAAAAAAGAGUUUCUGACUUUACAGAGUUUCUAAACAUCAAGGUAAAUACUUUUAAGUGUUCAUUUAGUUUUUAUAAUAUUUUAGAACAAAUAAACUCUAAUCUCAUAUUUCAUGUUUUAAAAAAACUACUGUCAUACUUUCAAAUCAUUUGAAAUGAUAACAUAGUGUCAAUUUUAAAUGCUUACAAAAUCAGAAUCAAAAUAAACUCAUUCAGUUACUUUUCCAAAAGAAGACUUCUGUUGAUUUCAAAUAAUCCAAAAUAAUUAAAGGUCUCAAUCAUGUUCAUUAAUUUUACAUUUAUAUAUUAACCCCCAAUUUAGGGUUGCACCACAGGAUAUCACAGUAAUGUCAAGCCACCUGAGCCAGAAAAGAUUGAAAAGCCCCCAGCAAACGUAUGUACACCAGGGCCCAAAUGAUAAGCGUUUUCUUACCCUUUUCCAGUUCCGAAAUUUUGGGCAUAGAGCUCAAUUUGAUUAAUCAGUAAUCUUAAAAAUAAUACUGUACAGUUUUCAAUAGUUUUCAGAUUGAUUUAUUUAAUCUACAUUAAAUGCAUUUCUGGAGGAUCGGUUUAGUAAGAUUAAAUAACACUCAAAGUGUAAGACAAUUACUACUAAGUAAAUAAUAAAUGUUAAGUAAUGUAUCCCAACAGUGCCAAUCUCUACAACUUUGCCCUUUUCCCUGUCUCCCUCUCAGUAAGAGGAUCAUGUGAUCAUCACAUUGAUGUACAUAGCAAGCAGAAUUUUAAGCUGCUACAGCAAGGUUUAUUAGGUCUGUGAGAAGACACAUCUAUUUUUAAAGACAAAAUGAUAUUUUUAUUCAUUAAAUUAUUCUUCAAAUUAACUUAUUUAAAACUUUAUAAACUUUGCUGAUUGUAGUUGAUGCAAAAAAGAAUAUGAAAGCACAUUGAUGUAUUCAGAAGAAUUUUAAAAGUUUGUAUGUGUGACAUACAGCUAUAAAUGAGAUGAACUUCCUUUCACUCACAAAAUACAAAUGGUACAUUUCAGUCCAAAGAACCCAUGUACCAGCUCGAUGUGAAACCACAGCACCGGCAGCCCAAUCCUACCCUGUCAGAAAGACCAUCAGAUGACGAACCCUUGGUUGAACUGCCAAAGACAGUUGGAGCGUCUCUUAAAACACAGCUGGACAAACUUAGUUUGAUUGAUCCAGAGAAUACUGAAGUUGUAAAUGGUAUGCAGGGCAGCACCAGUUUUGUAUCUGCCAAGCUCUGGUACAAAUCUGUGUAAAUACAAAUUUUACUGGUGUAAAAGGGUGUAAGUUAAAACUCAAAACUUACUUCCGGAAGUUAACAACUGUCCCUCAAAAAGUUCAGACACAGUCUGGCCUCCUUGCUUUUCAACUUUGAUUUUUUUUUUUAUUAUUACAAUAUUCAUACUUGUAUUACUAUUAUACAUAUAAAAUAAUGUACACAAAAUGGACAAAAGGUUCAUAUAAAUAAAUUGUAAAAAUUAAUUUAGCAAAUACUCUGCAACUAUUUCACUAACAGCAAUUUGCCCAUGCCAUUUCUGGUAGGCUCCUACUUCUAAAGUGUUGCAAUUUUUACAGAUAAAAUUAUCAAGGUAGGAACUUCAUGCAACAACAAGGGAUGUAAAGCAGUAAGUAUUGUUUAUUGUAGUUUUCUAUAAAGAUACUAUUUUUUUAAUUGUUGAUCUAAAAAGGAAAGGGGUGGGGGAUCACAUUUGGGUGUCCUUUAAAAUUUGUAUCUUUGUUGAGUUUUAAGUUCCCUUUUAUACAGAAGUAAAAAAAAAAAAAGAAAGAUUUUUAAACUGGUUUAAUUUGUUUACUCUUUGUCAUUUUCACUAUUUUCAGACUUAUGAUGGUGAACAAAGCAAUGAAGAACCAUGCAUUUUUCACUCAGGGGUUCCAAUAUUUCACGAAGGGUAAUUUGAUGCGUUGUCCUGAAUAAUAAUUUUUUUUUUUUGCUUUGAGAGAAAUGUCAGCAUUGAUGGGUAGAUUCUUUUUGUGAAAUAUUUUCAACUGUCUGUUUUUUUUUCUCACUUUUUCAAGUAUGAAAUACUGGACUUGCUGUCAAAGGAAGACUUCAGAUUUUGAGGCAUUUCUUAACCAAGAAGGCUGUGAAACUGGUCACCAUAAUUGGCACAAACCAAAGGUACCCUGUUUGUGGUUGAUCUUUUUUAUCCAAUGGACUGUUUUGGCUCAUGUAAUAAGGUAUCCAAAACAAUAUGUCUUUAUUUUUUCUUACAUGAUUUUGUUGUUUUGGUAUGAGCCGAGCUGAAGGACGGCCUCAUCUGAUUUUAUUGCAACUGUUUCAGGUUACAGAGGAAAAGCAAGUCCGUGUUGACUGGCACCAAACAACAUCUACAGUAUGCAUAUCUAUUUUUGCCAAAGUUGCACUUCCAGAAAAAACUGUGAUUCAGGCCAACCGUGUCAAGUGUAAAGUUAGUAUUGUGUAUGAGGGUGGGACCAGUGUAUAUGAGAAAACAUUUAUACUCAGGGAGGUAAGUUGUGUCUAUUUUAGGAUUUUUUUUUUUGUUUAAAGUAUGUCCUGAAAAAUUCAUUAAUAAACCAGCCUGUUAUUUUUCUAAUUAAUAAACCAGACCUUUUUUUAAAAAAUUAAUAAAAUAACCUGUUUUUUUAAAUUUUAAUUCAUAAAUCAGUCUGUUUUUUUUUAAAUUUUUAAAAAAUUAUUAAACUAGCCUGGUUUGUGGAAAAAAACAAACAAAACCAGCCUGUUUUUUUUUUUUUACAAAUUAUCAACCACCAGUAUUAAAAUUAUGAUAAUUAAACUUGAUUUAAACCUAGUUUCUCUAAUUAAACCAAACUAAUGGAAUUUUGCUUGUGAAAUCAUUAUUUAGUAAACUUCCAGCAAAUCAAUUUUUGUUAAAAGCCAAACAUAGGCAUAAAAAUACAUUCUGAUUUAACUUAUUUCCAACUUAGACAAUUUCUGAUUUAACUUAUUUCCAACUAAGACAAUGUCAACAAAAUGUUGUUUUUUUCCAAAUAGUCUAUGUAAUGCACAUAAUAAGUUAUGAACCAUUUUGUGAAAGUCUAACAGAUCUGCUAAAUCCUGACAGUUUGGGGAACUAAUGAGUUUCUUACACCUUUCAGUCCUUAGAAGAAAAAUUUUGCUAGCUUUACUGUUGAUCUUAAAUAGUUGUAGCCUUAGAUUGGAGUUGAUGUGGCAAUCACAAGUGUCUGGUGAUGCGAGUCCUUUUUAUGCAAAGCUGCUGUCAUUACUAUCAGGAAAUCAGUAGUUAUUGUUUGUAAGACGGGUCAAAAAUGAAUCAGCUUCCCCUGAAAUAUUCUACUCACAGGCAACAAAACUAAAAGGGAUGCAUUUAGAGACACUUUUUUUUGUUCUGAUUGUAGAUGUUAAAUCUAUUUUGUAUCACCAAAAAUUGUGUUCAUAAUUCUCUCAGGCAAUAGACACAGACAAGAGUGCAGUGAAACUGCUUGGUACCAAGAUAGAGAUAGAUCUGAAGAAAGCUGAAGCAUUUUCCUGGCCAACUCUAGAACUACCUGACCCUGUAAUCACCUCUUCCUCCUAGACAUGUUUUAUAGAUAGCUUUCCUGUUGAUAGCUUUAUGUAUUCUUGUGUCAAUCUCACAAUCUAAGUUACACUUUGUUAUUUACUGUACAACUUUGCGUUAAUUAUUUUUGUCAUUUAAAAAUACAAAACUUGUUAGUUUUUCCAGUGGUUUUUGAAUUUACAAAGAAUUGUUACAACUACGAUGGAUUUCAGUUCAGUGUUAAAAUAUUGGGAUUAGACAAUACAUAAAUAUCUUCACAUGACUUGUUGAAAGUUAAUACUAUUUCUGCACAAAGAAAGUUGUUCAUUUGCUAUUACUCUGUUCACAAUGUAGACACACCGACUGUAAAAUUAUCUUACCUUUUAUUUGUGGAAUUUUUUUAUCUGAUUCUCUUGUGAGGUGAAUGAUUCCAACAAUAUAUCAACAUUAUAUAAAAUGUUUUUAAAAUAUGGAUUUGAUAUUUUUAGUAUAAAAAUUUACCAUAAGCUCAUACGCUUAGGUAUCUUUAGCUUCCCUAAAAUGAUAAUUUUGUGCCUGACUAUAAAAAUAUUGUUUUAUUGAUUGCCAGGAUAUAUUUUUAAAACCUGUACUUACUAAAUAAAGGUAUAUCUAUUGUGCUAAACUUGAACGAUCCAAGAAAAAAAAAAUUGCCAGUUAAAUUUUUAGUGUUAUUUGACUGUGAAGGAGGUUGGGAUAAUAGGUGUGCAUACCUUAAGAGACUUACGCACACCUUAGAGUCUUAUCAGCAUGGUAAUUGUAUGGGUGUAAAUGUUAAAUGUACAAAAUGAUGUUUGUCCUGUCUCUUUAUUAUCUUCAAAUAAUGAUAAUCAUAUGGCAUUUGACCAAAGUACUUGCCAGUGCCACUUGAACAGUCUAGUUGAUCAAUAUAGUGUGAUUUCAGAACAAAGUCAUCGUUUUGGUACAUGUUCUAAACAUGUUUGGGCAUUAAUAAAUCUGGUAAAGUCCUUUCUUUCUUUCUUCUCUCAUUAAUUGAAGAAUGACAUUAAACAUGCCCACACAUACAUACCACGAAUUCUAGGUCACAGUGUAAAUUCCUUAGCAUUAGUUCAUAGGUAUUUCUAUGAUCAUCAUCACCCAUGACAUAUUUGGAUAAUUUAAAAUGGUUUUCCUUAAGGAAACCACAUGGGUAAUUUCCAGUAUAACAGUUAAGUUACACUUUAAGUGAAGACAAAUAUUUUUGUUUACUUAAAUGACUGAAUGAACUUGUAUGCUUUUCACUUUUUAUUAUUUAAUAAAU
This is a messenger RNA of Lymnaea stagnalis (great pond snail), 6786 nucleotides long. Lineage: Eukaryota; Metazoa; Mollusca; Gastropoda; Lymnaeidae. The record is from the annotation of a GenBank genome assembly.